AUGAAUACCAUCAUACUCGGACUGACAUUUUUCACUAUUUUUUCAAGGUAUACCUUAGCGACACGCGGAGGACAAUAUGACCCGUCUAGGGAUGGAGAAUAUAGUGGCUAUAGGUCAACUAAUUUAUCACAAAAUUCUGCUCCAAAAGAUCAGUUCGCUGAGCUCCAGACUAAGUUAAAACAGAACGCUAUGGACGCAAUAAAUGCUAUUGUGAAGAGAAAUAAGCUAAUGAAAGAGGUAAUAACGCUCAAAAAUAAUGCAUAUGGAGCUGAGGCACACCUUAGAACAUCCUCAGAAAGGGGACAAGAACAACUGAAUACCUUAGAGGGGCAAAUUUCCAGAUUAAUAAAGACUGAAACUUCAAAACUUACCAAGAUAUACCUUGAUUCCAACUCUAUGAUACUGAAAAUAAAUAGAGUAUUGGUUGGGGAAUACAGUGAUGAUGCCAUUCUAGCCAAAGUACAAGAGGCAAAGGAGAUGUUGGAGAGGAAUAAACCGGCACUUGAGGAACUCGAGAAAGACUAUGAGGAUAAGGUUAUCAAGUUUGAGUGUAUCCGAACGGUAGCAGGUAGAAUGACUCAGUUUGAAUCUUAUUAUAUGGACAAUUAUAGAUUGUUAGGUGGUCCCACUGAAAGUUUUGUAAAUCCACAAAUAACACAAUCCUCUUCAAAGGCGGAAAUAAUUUUAAUUGCUGAUACCUUUGGAGCAAAACUUUCGGAUAUCAUGAGUCAAAUCAUCAAAAACAAAGAAGGAGCGCAAUCCUUAAUUUACUUGGCAAAUGAGAUGGUUGAGGAGUCUUCACCCCUUAUUUCCCCAAUACCAAAGUCUGAAGGAACUCAAGUUAUGCAUGGAGCAUACGAUAUCAUGGAAAAUAGAAAAAAUACUAUGGAAGAAGUUUUACAUAGUAUCAAUGAACUAACAGAAUCUGCACAACUGGAUGCUGCCGGAUCAAAUAGCGGAAUUGAAAGGUGUAUAGUGGCCCUAGCAAAUUUUAAAAAUGAUAAAAUUCCCAGUGAUUAUGUACGAAAUAUUUGUGAAAACGCUUUUAGGAAUGUAAAAUUGGCUUUGACCAUUAUUAAAGAUAAGAAAACUUUACUGGAAUCAGACUAUGAGAGGAUGAAUAGGUACUUUAGGGAUAUCAAAUUUUUCUCUAACAUGAUAGAUAUUCGCAUUGGCGUUUGA
Molecule: messenger RNA, 1182 nt
Organism: Theileria equi strain WA
Lineage: Eukaryota; Apicomplexa; Aconoidasida; Piroplasmida; Theileriidae
Exons: 1
Coding region: 1-1182 (393 amino acids)
Source: RefSeq, a predicted model, not a curated record